UCAAGCUGUCGUCUCUCUCUUUUUCUGCUGCUUCUCGUUUUACCACCAAAAUUUCUGUUUACUGAAAGGGCUUUAAAUCUCUCUCUCUCUCUCUCUCCAUAUCUUCCUCGAAGCUCAGUUCCAGAACUCUCUUCAAAACGCCGCCGUAUCUUUCCCUCAGUUGGUACGAUAGGAAGGAAAAAAUUUGAUCAUCAAGUAUGGCAGACAGUGAGACAAUUGUUGCUCAAACAUCUGCAGUGAUGGGGUAUACAUCAGCAGGAUAUACUUCAACAGGAUAUGCUGAUGCCAGCUCAAAUAUUGCUACUGAUGCAGGUGCAUUGCAUUCUGAGGCUACCCCAGAGUUUUCUAAUACGCCUGGCGGUUCUAACAUAGGCGAUGGAAAUGCAUAUUCUGCGGAUCCCAAUUCUCUCAUGCAAGAAACACAAAGUUACACAGCAUAUGAGACCAAACCGGCUGUUGGAGUGACAGAUGCUAGUGGGAAUGUUGUUAGUAAUGAAAAUGAUGCCUUGGAGUCAUCUCAAGUUGCUAGUUAUGAUUCUUCUAUGAAUGGUGUUAUUGCUUCUGGAGUGGGAACUGUUUCAUCAGUUCAUAAUGGCAAUGCUUCAGAUAAUGCCGAACCUCUUGAUCCACAACAAUUUGGGGAUGCUUCUGCCAUGUCUGUCGAAGAAGAUAGACUGUGGAACAUUGUGAGGGCUAAUUCCUUGGAUUUUAAUGCCUGGACUGCUUUAAUUGAAGAGACAGAGAAGAUUGCAGAGGAUAACAUAUUGAAAAUUCGGAAAGUUUAUGAUGCUUUUUUAGCAGAGUUUCCAUUAUGUUAUGGUUAUUGGAAAAAGUAUGCGGAUCAUGAGGCACGUCUAGGUUCUAUCGAUAAAGUUGUGGAGGUUUAUGAACAUGCAGUUCAAGGUGUUACCUAUUCAGUUGAUAUCUGGUUGCAUUACUGCAUUUUUGCUAUAAGCACAUAUGGAGAUCCAGACACUAUUAGAAGGCUUUUUGAGCGAGGACUUGCUUAUGUUGGAACAGAUUACCUGUCCUUUACUCUGUGGGAUAAGUACAUAGAAUAUGAGUACAUGCAGCAGGAGUGGGGCCGCCUUGCCAUGAUCUAUUCACGAAUAUUAGAGAACCCAAAUCAGCAACUGGAUCGCUAUUGGAACAGCUUUAAGGAGUUAGCUGGAAGUCGGCCACUCUCAGAAUUGAGGACUGCUGAAGAAGCUGCAGCAGCAGGAGGUGCACAUUCAGAGGGUAUUGACAAAGUAAAUGGGGAAGAUGUUCAAUCUGAUGGUGCAGAACAAUCUCCUAAACCUGUAAGUGCUGACUUAACAGAAGCAGAGGAGUUGGAGAAGUAUAUCACCGUUAGAGAAGAUGUGUAUAAGAAAGCUAAAGAGUUCGAUUCUAAGAUCAUUAGUUUUGAAACAGCUAUUAGGAGGCCCUACUUUCACGUGCGGCCUCUCAAUUCUGUAGAGCUUGAAAAUUGGACCAGCUACCUAGACUUUAUAGAAAGGGAAGGCGACUUGAGCAAGGUUGUCAAGCUAUAUGAAAGGUGCCUAAUUGCUUGUGCUAAUUAUCCUGAAUAUUGGAUUCGAUAUGUUCUAUGCAUGGAGGCCAGUGGAAGUAUGGAUAUUGCCAAUAAUGCUCUUGCACGUGCAACCCAGGUUUUUGUGAAGAGACAACCGGAGAUUCACCUUUUUGCUGCUCGAUUCAAAGAGCAGAGUGGGGAUAUACCUGGUGCUCAAGCUGCCUAUCAACUUGUACAUUCUGAACUCUCGCCUGGUCUUCUUGAAGCAAUCGUGAAGCAUGCAAAUAUGGAACACCGUUUGGGAAAUGUGGAAGCUGCCUACUCUUUAUACGAACAGGCCAUUGCCAUUGAAAAAGGAAAAGAGCAUUCACAGACGUUGCCCAUGUUGUAUGCUCAGUACUCUCGGUUCACUUACCUGGUUUCUUCGAAUGCAGAAAAAGCUAGAGAAAUUUUAGAUGGAGCACUCGAGCAUGUACAACUGUCAAGAGCAUUUCUUGAGUCCAUGAUAGUUUUCGAGACAAUACAGCCACUGCCAAAGCGAAUUGAUCACAUAGAUUCAUUGGUUGUGAAGUUCAUAGAGCCCAGCUCAGAGAGCCCCAAUUUUGCUAGCAUUGCUGACAGAGAAGAGCUAUCUGGCAUCUAUUUGGAGUUUGUUAAUCUCUUUGGAGAUGCAGUGUCUAUCAAGAAGGCUGAGGAUCGACAUGCUAAGCUCUUCAUACCUCAUAGGAGCAGCACGUCAGAGUUGAAAAAACGUCAAGCUGAGGACUUUCUAUCUUCAGAUAAAGUGAAGCUAGCUAAAGCUUACUCUGGUGUUCCAUCGCCCGCCCAGUCGAUCAUGGGAGCAUAUCCAAAUGCACAGAGCCAAUGGCCAGCUGGUUAUGGUGCACAGCCUCAAGCUUGGCCACCGGCUACGCAAGCUGCUCAGGGACAACAGUGGCCAGCUGGUUAUACCCAACAGCCGUACAAUGCAUAUGGUGGUUAUGGAACUGCUGGCUACGCUAAUCCGCAAGCGCCUGCGGUGGCGCCACAAACUGCUGCUUAUGGUGCUUAUCCUUCUACAUAUCCUGCUCAGCAGGCCGUCCCGCCACAAAGUUACGCGCAUCCAACCGGGGCAGCGGUAGCACCAGCGGCAGCAGUAGCACCGGCUCCGCAGCCUGCUUCAGUUCCUCAGGCGUAUUAUGGGAGUUACUACUGAUGUGGCAGGAAUAAGCCUGCAUAUUUUGCCUUUGUAACUUAAUUUUCUCCUUUUGAAAACCUGACUGAUAGACUGAGUUACAUUUUUCGGAAACAUUGGUUUGUAGCUGACAUAUUUUUGGCGGAGACACAGAGAGUGAUCAGUUUAGUCGUUUGUGGAAAUUGUAUUCGUGUAUCGAUCUUUUAACAUGACGGUUAAUUGUUGUUUACUGUAAGUUUAACUAUGUCAUCGUCGUCGGAAUCGGAAGUCUCCGAAUGC
Messenger RNA from Pyrus x bretschneideri (Chinese white pear), 2966 nucleotides. RefSeq names its product pre-mRNA-processing factor 39-2-like. The record is from RefSeq and is a predicted model, not a curated record. Bases 198 to 2708 code for a protein of 836 amino acids. NCBI's taxonomy places the organism in Eukaryota, Viridiplantae, Streptophyta, Magnoliopsida, Rosales, Rosaceae. Gene Ontology annotation, cellular component: commitment complex; U1 snRNP; U2-type prespliceosome. The transcript is spliced from 14 exons. Gene Ontology annotation, molecular function: protein binding. Gene Ontology annotation, biological process: mRNA 5'-splice site recognition; RNA processing.